This is a messenger RNA of Penicillium lagena, 1296 nucleotides long. RefSeq names its product FAD binding domain containing protein. The transcript has 3 exons. Gene Ontology annotation, molecular function: FAD binding; monooxygenase activity. The coding region runs from base 1 to 1296 and encodes 431 amino acids. Gene Ontology annotation, biological process: secondary metabolite biosynthetic process. NCBI's taxonomy places the organism in Eukaryota, Fungi, Ascomycota, Eurotiomycetes, Eurotiales, Aspergillaceae. The record is from RefSeq and is a predicted model, not a curated record.
AUGCCCGAUGAUCAACUUCAUGUCGCGAUUAUUGGUGCAGGCCUCGGAGGCCUAGCAGCCGCGAUCGGAAUAUCAAGGGCGGGCCACAGAGUCACUAUUCUAGAGCAAGCGGAGGAGCUUGGUGAGGUUGGCGCUGGCAUCCAGAUUCCGCCGUCCUCAUCUAGGGUAUUGGAUGAAUGGGGGUUAUUGGAAAAAGUCCGAUCCGUUGCCACUCUGCCCAGUGAUUUCCAUUUAAGGUCAAGAGACGGACGGAUCCUGUCAACGCAGAAUAUUCGACCGUCUUUAGAAGAGAGGUACGGAUAUCCUUACUUCCAAGUUCACCGAGCCGGUUACCAUCGGAUCUUAACCAACGAGGCGAUUCAACUCGGUGUGGAUCUUAAGUUACAGGCCAGCGUACUUGACAUUGAUUUCGAGAAACCCUCAGUUAUGGUAAAAGGAGAUCCAGAUUAUGAAUUCACGGCCGACUUGGUUAUCGGCGCGGAUGGCCUUCGCUCUAAAUCCCGCGAAUCUUUGCUUGGCCGUGCUGACCCGCCGAGGCUAACUGGUGAUCUGGCCUACCGGUCUAUGGUUAAGGUGUCGGAUAUGCAAAGCCCGCGUUUAAAAGAACUGGUCAAAAGGCCAUGCACCAACUAUUGGAUGGGCCCGAAUUUGCAUGCAAUGUGCUAUUUGAUCGAGAAAGACCAGAUUUGCAAUAUUGUUUUGAUCAUUCCAGACGACUUGCCUGAGGGUAUCAACGUCGCAUCUGCCGAUGUUGAAGAGAUGCGAGAAAGUUUCCGUGGCUUCGAUCCCACAUUGACAGAGCUUCUGGAACAUGUUGAUAACACCUUAAAAUGGCGUUUACAAGACAGCGUCAAGAUGGAGAGAUGGAGCCACCCAGCCUACAAGUUUAUAUUGCUUGGUGAUGCAUGCCACGCCACCCUUCCUUAUCUUGCGCAAGGCGCAGCCCAGGCAAUUGAAGAUGGCGCUGUUAUUGGCGCUCUCUUUUCAAAACUGCCAAGGUCGAAUUUCCGGCGAUUGGUCCCAGAUAUUUUGAAAAUUUAUGAGCACUUGCGCAAAGAAAGAACCGCCAGGGUCGUUCAAAAGAGUGCCGACUUCCGUGUUGUAUUCCAUAUGGAAGAUGGUCCUCGACAAGAGGAGCGGGACAGAAUUUUGUUGCACGAGCCGCCCUGCAAAGACUUUCCAUUCCUAUUUGCGGAUCCAGAGCUUCAAGAGUUUUUGUUCGGGUACGACGUAAUGAAAGAGGUGGACCAUGCUUGGGGAAAGUAUCUGGGUGAUCCCGUGACGUGUUCACUUUGA